CAACAUCCCCCUUUUUACAUGUCACUUCACAGUACCUCCCCUCCACUCUGGCAGUAAGCUACUGUACAAACAGCGUAUCACCUAACACUGCAACAGAGCUUCUUGGAUUCUGUGUUAUUCAGUAAUGGAUUAUAAACUUCUUCUGAUUCUACUUCCCAGUCUCCUACUGCUAGGUAAGACCUAUCUUUCCUUUGGUAUUGUUACACUCUACUCUUCAACAUGGAUAGCUGGCUUAAUAUGGUGCUGCUAAACUUGCCACAGCAUGACAGACCAAUCGAUUGACCUCCUACUUGGAUGCUCUAAUCAACAAUGUUAAGAGACUUUUUGGGAGACAUUUCUCAGUUUAAGGUGGCAUCCUGAUGUGUCUGCUCCAAGGGGAUGCAACGGUGAAAUUUGUUUUAACCCCGGCAAUUCUGAGUUUUCAUCUCUCAUUACAGAAUAUUUUGCUAGGAUACAUUCCUACGGAAACAAAGGGGGCAUUGUGGGCAAGAAAAGAGUUCUUGUAAACAUUAAUGUUUCCCUGUGGCUGAAUUUUGCAUCUUUGUCCUUAUUUCUUGAUACAGUGGCCCAGUCUUAAUUUAAAUUCACUUAGAUUUAAGAGAUGUUUAUAACUAAUAAAACAAUGAAAAUAACAAUUUGCCAGCAAUUAUUAAAAAUAGUGCUGUUAAAUUGUAGCGUUUGUGAAAUGUUGAGCAUAAUUCAUUACAUGUGUGCUUGUUGUGGAAUAUACUGCCUUUCCCCAAAAAUAAGACUGUGUCCAGAAAAAUACACUAGGGGUUAUUUUUGUGGGAUAUCUACAUUUGGGGGAAUUCCCCAGAACAUAGACCAGUACACAAACGCAUGGAAUCCCGCAAAUCUAUGUUCAGGGAAACUUCUCCGAAAAUAGAUUAGCGAACUAGCUACUAGCGACUAUGGCUUAUUUACGGGGUAGGGCUUAUAUUACAAGCAUCCCCGAACAUAAGCUAUGGUUUGUUUUCGGGGGAUGUAUUAUUUUCGAUGAAACAGGGCAGUAAAAAAAGAAUUAAGAUCCCACAUGGCCCUGUGCCAGUUACAUGGUUUGAGGUCCCGCUUCUUUUUUCACAUAGAGGUAGUGAAUAGGGCCAAUCAAAUUCAUGGAUCCAAGGGAACCUGUCUAAGCCCUGGGCUGUUGGCUGCCACCUAGGGUCAAUUUAUGGGUACUACAGCCCUAGCAGAGCCAUUGAUUUAGGGAUACUGUGGGCACUUUUAACAACUUAAUUUUAUUGACGUUGUUAUAGUGCCUGCAGACCUGUUUACCCUUUUUUACCAUCAAAACACUUUAGUUCCCUAAUUAGAGGUCUUGGAAGCUUGGAUUCAAGCUACUCCUUCAAGGCCUCUGGGUAUGAGAGCCAUGAAUCUUACUUCCUGACUCUCUGUAUUCAAUUAUUUUCUAUGGCAGAAUUUGAGGCACAUCACCUUAGGUACACCUCCAGGGUCAGACAAUCAGAGGAGGUCACGGCAGUGCCGACGAAGACCCAGUACUGGAGAAAAUGUUAGUAAUUUGUUUUAUUUUAAUUCAAAUUAUUUAAAAAAAAAUUUUUUUCAAUUCUUUAUUUUUCUUUGUGCAAGGAAUGACAAAACAUUUUCCUAUGCCACAACGGCAUAAUUGAAAGAUAUAAACACAGUAGUUGUACAUUCGUGGCAUGAGAGUAUUGGCACAUUUUAAAUGUUAUGGUAUAAACAGGCUAUUCUGGUAGCGAUGCCUAUCGAGGUAGACUGUUAUAUGAGAAACAUUGGACUAUGCAGUAGUUUAGGCACACAUUUAGUAUUUAAGUUGUGAGGUCGUAGCAGUAGUAUACAUGCUAAUAAACUGGGUUCAUGCUAAAACAAAACUAUUAAUCUUAUGCAGGUAACUAACUUGUUGGGUGUAUUGAAUCCUACAUUUAAGAUGGGCUAGCUGAGACUAUGUAAGACUAACAUCCUAAGCUAUAACCAGGCUAAGCUACAGGUCAUAUUAAAACAUGGGUAUGAGUACUAGCUUAAAUGCUUCAUCUGGUUGGCUUACGAGAGUCUCAUAGCAUGGAGCUAACUGCCGCAAAGCUCAGUGUCGUGUAGUGCUCAGGUAGAUGCAGCUUGAUGGCCCCAUUCAGCAGUCAGCCUAUUCCUGUGGCUAUUCUCUGCGCAGCUUGUUCUGGUCGAUCUGCGAUGGGGGCUUGACGGGUGAGCCAAGGGCAACGGCAGAGUUGGUGCCGCUGUAGAGUUCCGUCCCUCCUUCGUCUUGGUGGUGCUCUCCACGUUUGUCUUUCGCUGGCAGGAGGCUGGAUCUUGUGGGUCUUCGUUAGUGGGGUUGCUUUUGAGUGGUUGGAGGUUUCCUGCGUCGCUGUGUGGAGAGUGGGCUUGGUGGUCUUGCUGUGGUGCAUGUGAUGCCGAGUGUCGGCGUCUGAGGGAUCUGUUGCCCUUUCCCGCCACCUUGCCACCCGACUCUGUCUCUGACUGGAGGUCACCCAGGGAGCUUGUGGUGAGUAUGUGGUGUCGCCGUGUAGUCGGCCGGAUCCAUGCCGCCACUGUUCUCAUGGCGAGAUGGAAGGACCGGCCCUUAGUGCGGAUCUUUGUCCAUAGGCUGUUACAUAGCCGGGCAAAGAACUCCUGGGUGUGCUUGGGUGGCUGAACGAGAGUGCUUUUUGGCUUCGGACGCGCCUGUGCCGUCAUCUUGAUUGCGUUUCUAUUGUCUCGUUUGAUUGUAGGUUUGGUUGCUUGUUUAGUCUGCUUUGUGGGGGUAAUCGUUCCCACCGAGGAUCAGGAUAUCCCCCGCAGGUCCAGAGGGGGGGGGUAGCAGAGAAGUAGUCAACGCUCGCUUAUAAAAAGGUCUCAUGCCGGGCAGUUUAGUCAGGAUGCGCGUUUGUUUGCCCGCUGGUGGGUCUUCGUUAGUGGGGUUGCUUUUGAGUGGUUGGCGCGCAGCUUCAUGAGACCGGUGCCAGAAUUCCGGCACCGUUCUCAUUAAGCUGCGCGCGAGGGCAGGGGAGCAGAGACAGAACAGCUCCCCUAGCGGCCGCCAUCAGAGCUCCCCCAGCGGCCACCAGCAGACCUCCCCCAGCGGCCGCCAGCAGACCUCCCUAUGCAGCCAUCAGAGCUCCCCCUGCGGCCACUAGCACACCCAGCCGGUCACCCACAGGUAAUAUGUGUCAUUCUGUCAGUGUGAGUGUAUGUGUGUGUCUGUGUCAUGGUGUGUGUGUCAUGGUGUGUGUGUCAUGGUGUGUGUCUGUGUCAUGGUGUGUGUGUCUGUGUCAUGGUGUGUGUCUGUGUCAUGGUGUGUGUCUGUGUCAUGGUGUGUGUGUGUCUGUGUCAUGGUGUGUGUGUGUGUGUGUCUGUGUCAUGGUGUGUGUCUGUGUCAUGGUGAGUCUGUGUCUGUGUCAUGGUGUGUGUUUGUGUCAUGGUGUGUGUCAGUGUCAUGGUGUGUCUGUGUCAUGGUGUGUGUGUGUGUGUGUGUCUGUCAUGGUGUAUGUGUGUGUCUGUGUGUAUUUAAAAAGUGUUUUUACUCUCCUUUUUGUUUUUCUCCCUAUGCCGUGGUCUCCCCUCGACUGGCCCUGCUUGAUGAUCUCAGCCAAUCCUAUGCUCUGCCAUAUGAUUGGCUGCAAAGGCCCUGAAUGUAGGUACUGCACACUGUGCAAUCACACUGUGCAGCACUGACACAGGAAGCACCUCUAGUGACUGUCUGAGUGACUGUCAAUAGAGGUCUUACUUGGAAGCAAUGUAAACACUGUCAUUUCUCAGAAAAGUCAGUGUUUACAUUGAAAAGCCUGCAGGGACAGGCUAUAGACACCAGAACCACAUUAAGCUGUGUGUGUGUGUGUGUGUGUGUGCCUGCUAGUGAGUGAGCUUGCGUGUGUGUAUGUGUGUGUGUGUGCCUGCUAGUGAGUGAGUGAGCUUGUGUUUUUUCAUGCCAAUGAGCUUAUGCAUAUCAGUGACAUUGUUUGUCAAUGAGGCUGUGUAUCAAUAAGCUUGUGUGUGUCAGUGAGAUUGUCUGUGUCUGCAUGUGAGUAUGCUUACUGUAUAAUUAAACUUUUUACUCUGAAAGGACAAAUAUUAUAUAUGAGAAAAAGCAAUAUAUAUUCGAGAUAUAUAUAUAUAUAUAUAUAUAUAUAUAAUUACUCAACCAUCUGGGGUGGCAAGACAUUGCCUUACAUAUUACAUACGGCAAUAUAUGGCGCAAUGACUUUUAGGACUGGCAUAGAUUUUUUUUUCCAGGGUUGCUUUGUAUCCCCAGUUCGGCCCUGACUGUAUGUGCCAGUGUUUAUCUGUGUGCCACUGUUCGUAUCUCUGUAUAUGUGUCGGUGUGCUUAUGUGUGAAUGUCUUUUCAUCGGUAUGUGUAUCAGUGUGUAUGUGUGUAUCUGUGUGUGGCAGUGUAAACACUGAACACACAUGCAAACCUGCAUUCAAAAGCCAACAUUCAGGGGGGCGGGGCUGGGUCGCCGGGCCGACUGGCCGCCAUCUACAUGGGCUCCGGCAUUAAACCUCCAGAAACAGCCCUUCACACGGCCCCAGACUGAUUAAAAAUCGAAAUCCGCAUCGUCCCAGACGAAGGAGAGGCUCCGGUACAUGCCUGUCACCUGCACGUACCUUACUGCUUGAGAGCAGGCGGAGAGAACCGAGCCCGGCCUACAUGCGGCUCCUGAACAUCGGCGUCCGUUACCAGCAGAAUGGCACCGCGGAAAGGCGCAUCAUUGGGGCACCCCUCCACAAGACAAGCACUUCAGGUGCGGGGGGGCCCCACUGAAACUGGGGAGAGGAAACCUACAUAUGACAGGGACGGAGACGUUUUUGAAAGGUCAGAACAAGGGGCCCUUUGAAGAUUACUCACCAUGGGGAGCCGACCUAGAAGGCCCGAGCGGAACCUGGUGUUGCAGGGUGCCCAAUGGACCCCCCACGAUGAAUACCGGCCAGCAGGAAAAGUGAGUGCCCUGGCCUCUGUGGGGUCCCCAGAGAGUUAUGUCCCUGCUGCCGCGAGCCCGGUGGGGCGGGACAGCACGGUCUUUCCGGCAGACUGGUGGCCGGGAGCGGCAUGCACCGGCCCUAAGUAUGUGGCCGGCACCAGGAGAGACACGCGGACACGAGCUUUACUGGGUCUGAGGUGGCGAUGGGGAGGUGCAGGGUGUGGAUGGCCCACAGACUCUAGGUGUGGGGGUCGAGUGGUCUGCUUCAACUCCCGAGUGCCCACAGCACUGCGGAGGACUCAGGUGCUGGGCUGGGACCAGCCCGGGGGGGCGGACGGAGACUUGGCAACUUGGGAACCAAGGGAGACCCUCAUCGGACAGCUAUUGAGAAAUGCCCUGCACCUGUCAUGGAGUGCAUGGGACAUGAAACAAGUGAGAGAAAUUACCUUCCCCAAGUCCAACAAACCAAUUGAAAGCCGUACAUUUGCCUGUGAUGGCCACCAUCUAUGUGCAGCCAACAGUGAAGGGACUGUAAAUACCUGGUGCCGAAAAGACCAUCAACGCUUAAAUUUUUCAAUAUUCUACUCAUCCCUCAGCAACUACGCAGCAGGCUACAAAAAGAAAAAUCUAUAUGCCACACAUUAUUUCCUAUAUUAUUUAAUUAUUACAUGAUAUAUUUAAAGUCCGCUUACUUAAAUACAAGCCAAAAUGACAGUUUAAUAUCUAAAAGCGAAAGAUUAACUUUUUCUCUGAUAUUUGCUAUAAAAAAAAAACCUUUCAGAUGCGUAUUAAGGUUUACUUUUAUUUAAGUUCUUUUCUACUUUAUUUUUAUUUUAUGUGUUUGAUGAGGCUUAACCAGGGCAGAGCCAAACAUGUGAUAUGUUACAGACCUACAUGCCAGGGCCUUAUUAGGCGCUGUUAUAAUGCCAAUAGCUCAGAUUUAUCGCUGACUUACACAGCCUGAUUACUAUAUUCCAUUCUUGCCGCAUGCGCUUAACAGUACGCCAUAUAGUUAGGACUUUGCUUUAUUGACAGCAAUCACUAGGGGUUAAACUGCUGUAAACCCCGACCAUACAUUUAAUAGGAGCCAUACUGAGCUGAAAUCUACUUCUUUAGCUAGCCUCAGUUAUCAAAUACUGCACUGUGGUAUGCCCUUCUGUUCAGUCAUAGUUUAAUGGUGUGCCCUUUUGUUAUGCCAUAGUUUAGCUCCCCCCUGCCAACAGAUGUGGACUUACUAUUGGGUUGCGACGCAUUGCUUAGUCAAACAAAGUCAAGAACAGACAUAAAACGUUAAUUAACUUGCUUUAGCUUGACCUGUUAUAAUUCAGCUUAGACAAUAGUGCAUAUACUUCGGUUCAGAUUCAGCUGAAAAUUUUACUGCUAACAUAUGCCGACUGCAAAAUAGGAUACGGAGAAUUGCUUAUUAUUGCUAAUGUUGGACCGGAUGUGUAAAAUGACAUUUGCCUAAUCUUUGUUAUGUUACUCCUGUUCACAAACUAUAACCUUUCUGCCACACUAGGCUUUGACUGUUCUAAUUUGAUAUAUAAUGCACUUUGUGGCAUAUGCUUAUGACGUAUGUUUAUUACGGCUCGGUUACCUCCCCUGCGUGGGAUGACUGCUUUCCCUAUGAACCAAUAAAAUUAUUUAAAACAAAAGCCAACAUUCACACACACAUACUCCUUAUAAAAGCAUGCCUACAUUCAAACACACAAAUACUGCUCUGUGCUAACUAAAACCCUGCAAGGGUGGGCAAACUGUAGAUGGGUAGACAGUAUCCAUUUCAGAUCAUCUGGUACUUGGGUUUAGGGAUCUCUCCAUGUUGGUUAUGGAUGCACCUGCAGUCAUGUUGUGGACUGUAACAUUGCCUGGUGUUAAACGGUGGGAACUACUGUUCACAAGGAUUAGUAGGUACACUGAUGUACCCCAUGUACUCUAAGAAUGUGGUGUUACAGCACUAGGUACAAAUAAAUAGCACUGCAAUGGCACUGCACGCUUAUAAUGAAAUACUUUACAAAAAGUUAAAUUGACAAAAACAACACUUUCAUUUUAUGGGUGUGAGUGGGAGUGUGGCCCAGGGCAGGGUUGUUAAUUUUGAGAAUGUAGGUGAAUUACUAAUAAAUUAUGUAAUUUAGAGCAAGAACAAUUUAUCUUAUUUACACAAAGAGUGAAUUUCAAAACCAUUUAUUGUACAUAUUAUUGUGUACAAUGCUGGCAUAUUAUUGCUGUGGAGCUCAUUUAUACAUACAGACACACCAACAAUAUGAACGCUUAGAAAAUAGGAGCAUUAGGAUAGAAAAGAGGGACACGGGGACUUGGGCCCAAAUAGGGAUUGUCUUCUUAAAUCAGGACACUUGGGAGGUAUAUAAAUACAGAGUUAUUACAGCAUUACUAUAAUGGCACCAGAUAUCUUAUACUCACCUUUUUGUCUGUGACAUUUUGAUAGUGUUUUAUUUUUAUUGAUAUAUUUUUACCAGUAACUUGACAAAAUGUAAAUAUGAUCAAAUAUGAAGAAAUAACCAACAUACAGGAAAGCAUCCUAUACUACAAAAAGUAGUGUUACAGCUUACUGUUUUCAUACCAUAGUAGGAUCAAUUUAAGAAAAUUUUAAACUAAGUGGUAUUUUCUCAAAACUUUCUUCACUGUACACUGUAACCAAUACUGAUACAUUCUUACAUAGAUGUGAGAGAGACAGAAAUAUUUGAACAAUCCGUCAGUGUGCUGACAAAUCGUCUUCUUUGUUUAGAAUCAAGCCUUACGAUCUCAUAUUGUAAGGGCUGCAAUUGAAUACAAUUGGCAAUACAUUUUAUUUUGUGUAUAAUUCUGUGCAUUUUAAAGUUGUGAUUCUUGACAAAAUUAAUUUUUUUUAUUACCGAAAAUAAAAAAAUUUAAUGUGCACAGCAGGGAUACUGGGAGGGAGGGGGUAAUACGGUGGGGGUGGGGAUGCUGGGAGGGAGGGAGGGGGGUAAUACUGUCGGGGGGAUACUGGGAGGGAGGGGUUAAUACUGGGAGUGGGAUACUGGGACAGAAGGGGGUAAAACUGUGAAGGAAGGACUACUGUGGGAGGGAUACUGGGAAGGAGGGGGUAAUACUGUGAGGGGAGAUACUGGGAGGGGUAUACUGGGAGGAAAGGGGUAAUAAUGUGAGGGGGGAUACUGGGAUGGAGGAGGGUAAUACUGUGAGGGGGGAUACUGGGAGGUAGGGGGUAAUACUGUAAGGGGAAGAAUACCGUGGAGGGAUACUGGGAGGGAGGAGGGUAAUAAUGUGAGGGGGGAUACUGGGAGGGAGGAGGUAAUACUGUGGGGUGGGGGGAUACUGGGAGUGAGUGGGAUAAUACUGUGAGGGGGGAUACUGGGAGGUAGGGGGUAAUAUUGUAAGGGGAAGAAUACUGUGGAGGGAUACUGGGAGGGAGGAGGAGGUAAUACUGGGGAGGAGGGUAAUACUGUGGGGAUUCUGUGAGGGGAUACUGGGAGGGAGGAGAUAAUACUGUGAUGGGGAAGAAUACCGUGGAGGGAUACUGGGAGGGAGGAGGAUAAUACUGGGAGGGGGAUACUGGGAGGGAGGGGGAUAAUACUGUAAGGGGGAAGAAUACCGUGGGUGGAUACUGUUAGGGAGGAGGGUAGUACUGUGGGAUUGAUACUGGGAGGGAGGGGUAAUACUGUGAGGGGGAUACUUGGAGGGAAGGGGUAAUACUGUGAGGGGAUAUGGGGAGGGAGGGGGUAAUUUGGGGAGAAAUACCUGUGGAGGGAUACUGGGAGGGAGGGGUAAUACUGUGGGGAUACUGGAAGGGAGGGAUAAUACUGUGGGGGUAAUACUGAAAGGGAGUGGGGGAUACUGGGAUGGAGGGGGUAAUACCGUGAGGGGAGGAAUACUGUGGAGGGAUACUGGAAGGGAGGGGCUAAUACUAAAAGGGAGUUGGUAAUACUGUGGGGGGAUACUGGGAGGGGAAGAAUACUGUGGAGUGAUACUAGGAGGGUGGGGUUAAUACUGUGGGGGGAUACUGGGAGAGAGGGGGUAUACUGUGAGGGGGAUACUGGGAGGGAGGGGGUAAUACUGUGAUAGGGGAUACUGUUAGGGAUGAGGGUAGUCCUGUGGGAUUGAUACUGGGAGUGAGGGGGGUAAUACUGGGAGGGAGGGGAUAAUACUGUGAGGGGGAUAUAGGGAGGGGGUACUGGAGGGAAAGGGUAAUACGGUGAGGGGGGUAUACUGGGAGGGAGGGGUGAUAGUGUGAGGUGGAUACUGGAAGAGAGGGGGUGAUAGUGUAAGGGAGGAGAAUACUGGGAGGGAGGGUGUGAUAGUGUGAAAGAGGGGGUAUACUGGGAGGGGGAGAUACUGGGAGGGAGGGGUGAUAAUGUGAAAUGGGGGUGAUACUGGGAGGGAGGGGUGAUAGUGUAAAAGAGGAGGGGCACUGGGAGGUAGGGGGGUGAUGGUGUGAGGGAGGGGGGACUAAAUACAGAGCUGCAAACCAUGUAUCUUGAGAGACCCGGUCAGAGCAUUUCUGUGGUAACCCGAGGCAACGCUCUGAUUAGUCAGAUCUCACGAGACACAUGGUCUGCAACUCUGCACACUGCGGAGCUACAGACCGGCAGUCACUGGCGCUCUCCUACUGUGCAGACGGCAUGGAGGGGCCUUGCACGGUUUAUCGAGCAAGCCGCGGGGCCCCCUCCUGGUGUUGGGUCCUCAGUCACUGACCGAUGACCUGACAAAGUCUGCCCUAAGGCGAUUUAGGCGGCCGUGAUUAAAAUAGACUUAAUUAGAGAGCUGCCUCUGAGUCUGGGGCUGCUAAAUAUGGCCCAAGUUGACAGAUGGGAGCAUCUGGUAUUGAAAGCCCCAGACCGACAAAGCCCAGGCUGACAAAGCCCAGGCUUUGUUUGGCCUAAUGGCACAGCCUAACUGGAUUAAGGGUUUAAUCAAGGGGAAUGGUACAGCUCAAGCCCCAGCUAAAUUCUUUGUCAUUUAGAAAUUAAAACAUUUUGGUAAUUGCAGACCUAGCCACACCUCCCCUGGCUUAGUCUCACACAGCCUUCCUACACAUUUUCUGAAAAAGAGUCAAAAUCUUUAGCUUAUUUUUUGCACAAUGCGUUUAAUUUAGAAUGUAUUACCUCCUGCUCUUUGAAUAGAAUACUAGAGCCUGCAACAGCUUCACGUGUGUGAUUAAAUUUCAGUUAAAAGACCAGCAAAUAAAACAUUCUAAAGUAGACACUGUGUUGUAACAACUGAUUGAAGAUGAAACCAUUUUUUCCAUGUAGGCUGUGUGAGUCACAGCCAGGGGAGGUGUGAUUAGGGCUGCAUAAACAGAAACAAACGUUGUUUAACUCCUAAAUGGCAGAUAAUUUAACAGUGAGACUGCAGGGGCAUGAUAUAAAUUAUAUUUGUGGGAAUUAGAGAAACUUCUGCUGAAGUUCUCUCUCUACUAGCGGGGUAGUGCUGGAAUGAAAAGCUGCCUAUGCUAUAUUUUCCUUUAGGAGAAGGGACAGACACUGGGUGGAAUAGUUCUGGGUCUCAAGCCUGGGACCAGUCAUCCUGCUUCUACCUCACUUAAGGAAUCCUUUUAAUUGCACCUGCAAACUAAGGAACUAUUAGAUCAGCAAGGAUUAAAUUCAGGAAUAAAAACCAGCCCUGGAAAUAAUUGCAUACCAGCACAACAGCAUACAAUUUAAUACACUGUCUCCCUCCCUCCAAUUUAAUACACUACACCCUCCUCCCUAUUCAAUACACUGUCCCCCUUGCCCCAAUUGAAAAGAUUGCCCUCCCCUCCCUCCUCCCAAUUUAAUACACUGCUGCACCUCCUACCAAUUUAAUACUCUCACCCCUCACAAUUUAAUACACUGCCCCUCCCCACAAUUUAAUACAUUGCCCCCCCCUCCUCCCAAUUGAAUACACUGCCCUCCCCUUCCCUCCCCCAUGUAAUACACUGCCCCUUCCUCCCAAUUUAAUACGCUGCCCCCUUCUCACAAUUUAAUACACUGCCCUCCUCCACCUAAUUUAACAAAACUGCCCUCCCCCAAUUCAAUACACUGCCCCUCCUCCUUUUUCAAUGCAGUGUCCACCUCCCCACUAUUUAAUACACUGCCCCCCUCCUCACAGCCUCCCCACGAUUUAAUACACUGCCCCGUCCCCACAAUUUAAUACACUGCCCCCUCCUCACAAUUUAAUACUGUCCUACCCACAAUUUAAUAUACUGUUCUACAGCUCAUUUUCCCUUACCUCAAGAUGAGCUGUCCAUCAGUUUCAGCCUGGCCUGCACAAUCUCUUCUCUGCUCAAGCAGGCACUGCGAGCAGUAGGGAAGGAGGAGUGAGUGGCUGGCCUGGUCUGCAGUAAAGCUUCGCCCAUGCACUGUUCAUAUCCGGCAGGUGGCGUGGGCAAAUACUUUAUGCUCUUGUGGCCAUGGCUGGUCACAAAAGCACGCGAUUGGCCACGGCCCGUGGGAGCGCAGACUGUCUUGAGGCUGAUUGCAGCGCACAACGGGACCCUGGGCAGGCGGCCUACUCGAAAAUCUCCCAGUAUCCUGGUAGGCCAGUUCAGCCCCGAUUAAAUUAUACCCAUGCUUACCUGGGAACUCUCCAGGUUUGCACUAGUUGCUGUGGUAUCAUAAUUAAUAUUGGUCUUCAGAAUAGUAUCCUAAACUUUGGGUACAGUGCAGCAAUACUGAACUCUGUCCAUGCAGUGGUUCCAUUUUAAACCUGAGAACAACAUGUAAACAACCAAGGACAGACACUUCUGCUAGUUCUUUUUGCAAUCUGCACGCUUUGGUUAGGAUAACUAGGCACAACAUAACAGAAGUUGCAUAAGGUUAAAAGUGAGGGUAGCGCAUAGCUAAUAUCACAGAGGGUGUAGUAUAUGUGCAGGCAGAAGAAUGCAGCAAAAUAUAGUGUAGUACAUCUUGCGAAAAAGCUGACAUAAUCAAAAUCGGCAAGGAGGCAGGACAGGGAUGGGGCCAAACGCUGACUUGGCCAAUCAGCACCUCCUCAUAGAGAUGCAUUGAAUCAAUGCAUCUCUAUGAGGAAAGUUCAGUGUCUCCAUGCAAAGUGUGGAGACGCUAAAAGGCAGUACUGCACACUAGUAGCCAUCUGAGGAGUGGCCACUGGAGGUGUACCUAAGGGGCAAUGUAAACACUGCCUUUUCAGAGAAAAAAUGUUUGCAUGGAAAUGCCUGCAGGGAAUGAUUAUGCUCACCAGAACAACUACAUUAAGCUGUAGUUGUUCUGGUGACUAUAGUGUCCCUUUAGGUACACAUAGCUGUCUUUGAAGAAAUGUAGACUUCUGCAAAUGUUAGAACAUGUUUGUACAAUAGACAGUUAAAUAUAUUCUUCUAGAUUAUUAAUCUGUUUUUCAGUAUGGCAAUGCACAUAUCUGUUUAGCUAUGUGGUCCAAAAACAUGUAUAAGUAACCUUAAAGCAAACAAUAUAUUUGAUUUCAGCUGAAUGCGAUGACAACCAAAUGUCAAAGAAGGCAAAAGACAAGAAAGUGACAAACGUGGUGUCAGCAAGGACUGCCAACAAACCAGCAACAAAGAAACCCAAACCAGAUAUGGUAAAACAAAAGGCUAAGUCUGUCAUUUCUCCUGUUCAAAGAAACGGUGCUGGAUCCAUUCUUUCUCAAGUUGUUCAAAGAGGGAAGUUUCAACAGUUAGGUGAUACAGUAACAGUGAAGGCUGGUCAGACGUUGGACCUGCGCUGUAAAGGAAUGUCCGUGCGCUGGAAUUACCCACAUUACUUGCAAGAGGAUGAUGAAGGAAGACUAAGGUAAUGGAAAAAAGCUUUGUGGACACUGUAAGCACAUCUAGAUAUUAUAAAACAUAAAUCAAAAUUAAUAUUAGUAAAACAUUAUAUAACAUUAUUAAAUAAUCAAGUAAUGGAUAUUUUACCAAAGUAUUGGAAUAAAAUACACAUAUAGGACUCAAGACCUCUUAGCCCUCCUCCCCCUACUAGGGAUAACCCAGACUUCCUAGGAGGAAUUAGCAGCUAUUUGUUAAUUUACUUUUGUACCAUCUAAUAAACUCUAGAAAGUCCUUCCUGAAUGUUAGCCUCGAGCUAUGCCUGCCGUAACAAUCCUACUGAUGUGGGGGGAUUUGUGUAUAUACCAAAUUACUUCUAAAACCAUUUACAUUAUAUAGAAACCAUGGUAAUAUUUUUUCUGCUGUUUGUGAUAAUAAUGAUGAUUAUUUCUCUAAACAUAUUGAUUACUUUCAAACUAGAAGCUAUGAAAAUCUAGAAAAUGUAAAUUUUCACUGAAAUAAAUAAGGAGUCAUUUUUUUUAUCCCAAUUUGGUUCACAAACCAUUAGUUAGUUAGUUAGUUAAUUACAUAGGCUGAAUAUAGACACGGGUCCAUCAAGUUCAGCCUUUCUCACAUUUGUUUUUUGCUGUUGAUCCAAAAGAAGGCAAAAAAAAACAAUUUGAAGCACAUCAAAUUUUGCAACAAACUAGGAAGAAAACAUUCCCUCUUGACCCCAGAAUGGCAGUCAGAUUGAUCCUAUAGUUGAAAAAUUAUAUAAAUGAAUAUUCUGUUUUUGCAAGUAUGCAUCUAGUUGCUGUUUAAACAUAUGUAUGGACUCUGAUGAAACCACUUCUUCAGGCAGAGAAUUCCACAUCCUUAUUGUUCUUUCCGUUUCCAGUCUAAACGCAUGACCUCAUGUCCUAUGUAGAUUCCGGUUUGUGAAUAGAUUUCCACACAAUGGUUUGUAUUGGCCCCAGAUAUAUUUGUAUAAUGUUAUCAUAUCCCCUCUGAGACAAUAUUUUUCUAAACUAAAGGGUUAAAUUUGUUAACCUUUCUUCAUAGCUAAAAUGUUCCAUUCCUUUUAUUAAUUUUGUAGCCCGUCUCUGCACUUUUUCUGGUGCCGUAAUAUCCUUCUUUAGAACAAGUGCCCAAAAUUGCACAGCAUAUUCAAAAUGUGGUCUUACCAGUGAAUUAUAAAGAGGCAAAAUGAUAUUUUCAUCCUGAGAAUUAAUGCCAUUUUUCAUGCACGACAAUACCUUACUGGCCUUAGCCACUGCUGAUUGACAUUGCACAUUGUUGCAUAGUUUGUUGUCUAUAACAAUUCCUAAAUCCUUAUCGUGUGUUGUUAUCCCUAAUUCGCUUCCGUUAAGGGUAUACGUUGCUUGUGCAUUCUUUACACCGAAGUGCAUAACUUUGCAUUUUUCUACAUUAGAUUUCAUCUGCCAUUUGAGUGCCCAGACCCCCAGCCUAUCUAAAUCCCUUUGCAGCAAAGUAAUAUUUUGGUCACAUUGUGUUAAUUUACAGAGUUUUGUGUCAUCUACAGACACUGAAACAUGACUUUCAAUGCUUUUUUCAAGAUCAUUUAUAAACAUGUUAAAUAGAAGGGGUCGCAGAACAGAAACCUGAGGGAUACCACUUGCCACCUCUGUCCAGCAUGAAAAUUUACCAUUAAUGACAACUCUUUGUACUUUAUUUGUAAGCCAAUGUUCUACCCAAGAACAAGAUUUUUCAUUUAGACAGAUUUCUUUGAGUUUGAACACUAAUCUAUUGUGUGGAACACAAGAUGCAUUUAGAAACAUCCAAUAGGCUAACACCAGCACUUUAUAUUUCAGGAUUAAACAUUUCAGCCGAUAUAGCCAGCUCCUGGUAGCAAAUACAACAGGUGCAGACACUGGUGAAUACAGUUGUGGGGGUUACCAGUGUGAAGGUAAUAAUUGCCAAGAUGGAGUUGAGAAAACAGGCAAGACAUUUGUAUUUGUUACAGGUGAGUUACUGUCAGAAUGAAAAUAUAUUUAUUAGAACUACACUGGCUAAAAUGACUAGAGCUAGCAUUGAAUACAACCAUGAUUGAUAAGUAAAGUGCAUGAUCAGGGCUGGACUGGGACAGAAAUUCACUCCGGGCAAGACAGAGCAGUCCAAAAAGAGGGAGCAGGGUACUUGUUGUGUUGGUAGCAAAGCACAAGUGAAUUUCAUUAAAUGCUUGUUCUGUGUUUGCUUGUGAUUUGUCUCUAGUGUCUCCAUAUGGGGAAUAACAAGUCAAAAGAGGGAUGGAGUCAAGAGCAGGUGCUUUUUGUGGAUAAGUAUGUUUAGUUUUUUUUCUAAUUCUUUAUUUUUAGUAUGCAGGUAGUUACAACAGUGCCUGUGUCGCCACAACAGCAUUAGCAGGCUCGAUUUUUAUAGACAUAUGAUAGCAGUAUUGUGGCAAGUUGGGUAUGCAUACAUUUUUUUUUUAAAGUGAAAAGGGUAACGAUACAGCAAACGAGCUAUCAACAAUAUGGUUUAAGCUAAAUUAGUGCGACUAGCUUGAAUCAUCAUGUGAGAUCGACAGGCUUGUAUACUUAGAGAAAACAGUAAUGUACAAUUCGCUUGCUGUGUUUUAAAAACGCACAAAUUUUGGUUAACAAAACUGGCUAGGUACAUGUUGGUUGGAAAAAAAUAAACAACAAGAGAAGUAAUUGCUAGACCUUUCAUUUGUUGCAGGUUAAUUGCUGGUUUUAACAGGUUUACUUUGUGUUGGCUAGUCUGCGUUCUAUAUGUCACAUGUGUGUGAUUACCGCUGGGCAUUUAAGUAAACUAAUUAAAGUGUUGGCGUAAUUGGGGGGACAUCUCAUUGUGGUUACGGGUCUAGAGAUGGGGCAUUAGGUCUCAUAAUCCUCUUGGGUGUGACAGUUUUGGUAUCCCUGACUUGGUAUGAGGAAUGAUUUGUCUCUCCCGAAACCAAAAGGGGGAUGUGAGCUGGGUUCCCCGUUAGUUAUCACAUGCACAGUUAUGGUGGAGGUAAGAUUCGAGCUAUGGUAUCACUGCAUGACUCUGAAAACUCCUGGCUCAUUACUAGUCUGCACCUGCUGUGGGAGUCGCAUAGUGGGUUUGAGUCAGGUAAUUAGUAGAGCGCUUGUUAAGGGAGAGUUAACAUAAACCAAACAACAACAUAUUAUAUUGUAGAAUCAUCUGGUAAGCGUGUUAAUAAAAAUAAGACGUCUCCUAACUGUACAUUUCCACUUUAGCAGAUACGCUAGGAGCCUGGCUGUAGUCAGAUUAAAUCAACAGAGAAAACAAGUAAAAUGGCAUAUGAUUAGCCGGCCAAAAUGUAUCUAUACAGGGGAGUACAAGAACAAAACAAAAAAACCCUCAAGGUUAUAGUGCGCAGGGAGCACUGUUAGGCUAUGCUUGUUAUUUAGAAUUAGGUUGCAGUAAUAUCUAGACUGUUAAUAUAAUGACAGCAGGCUUCCCUGGUGUAACCGUCUGCAGAGCAGUUAGGUAUGUGGCACCUUCAUCUUUUUCCUUUAUGGUAAGCAUGUAAGGUUAUUGUCUGAAUCAGUGUUAGUUCUCAUCAUGUGUAUCUCUUAAUCGAGGUACACCCUGUACUGGUAACUGGGGUGGGAAACAAAAACAAGUUAUUUUGCCAUAGAGUGGGGACCAGGCUACGUAUAACAUAAGAAACCGAUGCCACUGGGUUUGACAGUGAUAAUCAUAAACAUAAAAAUUAACAUUAUAUUAUCUGAAUUGGUGUCCAUGUGAGUCCCGGUCGUCAGCUGCUCCUGUUCAGGUGGUUGCAGCUACAUAAGAGUCCGAGGCGAUCCGUCGUGAGACAAAGGGGGGAAUCUUCGUGGGGUCCCAGGAGCUAGAGGGCGCUAGUUCAGGUUGCGUGUCUCGGGUAAGGGCUUCUGGGGGUAGCCCCAGGGCUGAUAGAAGUCCGGCAUCCUCUUGGAGGUUGUGGAUGGCGUGUGGAGUGGCUCCGUGGUGCACCAGCAAUGUGCGGGAGAGCUUCCACUGGUAGGGGACAUUUUUCUGUUGUAGGAGCGCGGUCAGCGGCCGGAGCGUUUUCCUCCAUGCCAGGGUGCUCCCCAAGAGGUCGGCGUAGACUGUGAGGGGCAUGUUCUCGAAAUUAUAAGGUGAGUGUCCUCUUAGUGCCGUUAGGACAGCGGUUUUGUCUGACCCGCUUUGAAACUGGACCACCAGGUCCCUGGGGGCAUUGUUUGGGGCCCUGAUGGGUUUGGGUACUCGGAAUUGGCCCUCUUCGUAUAGCUGGUUUUGGUGUUGUAAUUCCUGAACUGUUUGCUGGAGCGACAAUAAUUGUUGGGAGUGCUCCUUGGUGGUGAGUUCGAGUUUCCCGAUGCGGCCUGUGAUGCCCCUCAGGUCCCCUCGGAUUGUGGCUAUGUCCGCUGAGAUAUUUCUCUGGAGCUCGGCCAGCAUCUCUUUUAGGUCGGAUUUAGUCACUGCUGGGUCCUGUGAUCUCCGCAUGAGACUCUCUGAUGCCGGCGGGUAUUCCAUUUCAUCUCCUAGUGAGUCGUCCUCAGAAAACUCGGAGCAACCUCCAGUGAGGGUGGCCAUCUUGGGCCCAGUGGUACCAUGCGCCUGCCGCCAUAGGUCUCCAAUUGUUAGCCCUGGACUGGGCUUGUUUGGUCUGAGCUUUUUGUUCCUGCGUCCCAUCUGGGUCUUGUUGGCGAGGGUGAUCCCCUUAAACACUGUGGGUGCAAUUAAGUUGAAUAUUUCACCCGAUAUUGGCUUUCUUGGUGAGGAGCUCUAGAAACGUGCGACCAGUCUCUGCAGCAGUCGGCUCCGCCCCCAAGUAUGUGUUUUGAUGGGAAAUAGGUUCUGACAUGUGUGGGGUAGAACCAUCUAUAGACUGUAGGAGACUGUAGGAGAAACUGCAGUUAUAUUGGUGCAAAAAAUGUAGUUAAAAAAAAAGUUUGUGUUCCACUCCCUCUUUCUUAUCUUAGGCCUGGAAGAGGGGAAUUCGUGCCCUGGUGGUCUAAUGUUGUGCCACCACUGUGGAAGGUAUCAGAGCACUUCCAUGGUAACUAGUGACAACACACUGAUAUGCUGGCCACAGCAAUUUAUACGCUCUGCACACACUUGGGACUGCAGAUACCAGGCACACAAUGACCGCCCCUUCAUAACACUGGGCUGGCCUCCAUGGGCAGGCACUCAGGUAGUGUCGAUCCAACAGGGGCUGGCUGGGAAGAUUCUUUGAUCAUCCCUGUUGGCUUCAGGCAUUUUGCCUGGUUUGAUCGAUGGCCAGACUGACAGGGUUUUUCACUAAAGUGAGAAUUCAAAGUGAAUUUCAGAUUUAAAGUCAAAAUAGCCAAACCGGAGAAAAAGCUAUAGUUUAGCCAUACUUCCAGUUCAGCUACUUUGACCUUAAAUUUUAAUAUCAGUUUGAAUUCAUUUUGAAUUCUCACUUUAGUAAAUAACCCUCUUGGACUGUGUAUGAUGUUAGAACCUGUCAUGGCAGAAAUGCAUAUAAAUAUGUGUAAUAAAAUAUGUAUUAGCAAGGUGUACUAAAAUAUUGUGGCGUGCAUACAUAAAUAUAAAUAUUACACUAUAACACUAUUAACCCGUGUAAUGCUAUGAAAUAGCUUAUUAUUUAUUUCAGCUUAACUAUUACAUUUAUUUUAGCAUGCCUCCUUAUGUCCAUUACUAAUCUUCUCAAUAUCCAUUUAGACCCCCAGGAACUCUUUGUCCCUACCGAAGACUAUUAUGUGGUUGUUCAGAUGCGGACACGACAGCCAACUCUUCUUCCAUGCCAGGUGACAAACCCUCUUGCCAAAGUAACCCUGCAUCGAGAAUUUCCUCCUGAGCAGAUCCGUGUUGAUGGGGUAAAGAUUGCCUUUGAUCUCCAAAAGGGAUUUGUCAUUUACCAGCCUCAACUGUCUCUCGCAGGGUCCCUGUACUGCAUUGCAGAGCUAGGAAACCUUCGUCAAAUGUCCACAAAGUAUAUGUUGAUCUACGUUCAUUGUAAGAGCACCUUUCUUUCAUUAUCACCAGAUCUGUCUUACAGGAGAAUAUAGUUUGUUUUUAUUAUUGUACAUUAAAAAUAUAAACAAAUGGGAUGCUAUCACUCAACAAAGGGUAACUUUUUCCUGGUCUAAUGUCCUAAAGAUAAUCUAUUUUAUAUAAAUAGAAAAUAUAUAUUUGCAUAGUCUUAUGCAAGAAAGCUAAUGGUUUAAUUUGUACUUCCAGUUGUUGGUCAGGUAUAGAGAUUAACUAAGCACGGGUACGUGGAGAUAUGCGUCAUCCUAUUAAUGUUAAUGAUGCAUGUUGUACUUGGGAUAGAAAUCACAGUAGAUGGUUUGCCCAGAGGUUAGCUAUUUCUGAUUAGAUAAUUUUCCAGUAAAUGAGGACCUAGUGAUUUUGUUAUAAACUGUACAUCCUUCUCUGCAAUAUUUGGGUUUGCUCUUUGGAAUAUAUAGGCUCUUUUUAGCUGGUUAUCAAUGAACAGUACCAAAGGUUAUUUUGGGAAAAGUACUUUUAGCACUUUGGAUGGCUGGAUGAGCACCUAGACCUAGCACCUAGCACAUAAGAGAGAGAUUUACAUAUAAGGGGCUGAUAGAUGUAUGCAUAAUGAAGGCAUGGACAAACAGUCAUGAAAAAAGGAGCUGAAUGCAGACUAUAAAUACAGUGUAUAAAUUAUGUCUGUUUGAGCUAAUAAAGCAGAUGUACACCUAACAUUCAGUCUCGGUUAAUGUAUGGGGGGAAAGCUAUACCAGCUAUAAUCACUUAAUCGGUUGGAUAGCGCUAUUUCACAUUAGGGAAAGGGAAUCCGUGGCUGCGAUACUCGGGUGGUCCGCCACAUUUGAUAUAACUUUGUUUUUGCCAUCUGUGUACGCACAUCAUUUACAGAAUCCAGCAACACGUUGCUUGACAGUAUAGUGUAACUAUGAAACAAGUGUCCUUGUGGAAGAAAUACAUAGUACAGUUUAUUAUUGAGUAAUUUUUUUUAACUAACCCUUAAAGUGGGAGGGUUUAAAAUUAUUCUGUAAACGUGUUUGCUUGAUUGAACUGUUUAACAUGUGUUUAUAUGAAAUAUGCAUUGCAAUAAAGAAUUUGUCUGCUUAGCUUUGAAUCUGAACAUAACAUAAAAGACAUGGCACACUUAUAACCAAUUUAUAAGAAUUAACUUUAUUCUUGCUACACUUAUUCCAGAUCCGUCUGCCCCACCUAAUCCUUCCGUAGAAGCGUCAGUAAACUCAGUGAAAGCAGGAGAAAAUUUUGUUGUCACCUGCACAGUUUUGGGAGAUGUAGAGGUCGGUGUGGAAUUUACAUGGGAGUAUCCUGGGCAGCAGGUAAGGGUAUUAUUGUUAUAAUUAUAUUGUAUUUAUAAAGUCCCAACACAUUCCGUAGCGCUAUACAUGGGUACAAUUGGUACAAGUAAAAAGACAAAAAGUACAAUACACUGAUCAGCCACAACAUUAAAAUCACACUAUAGAUGAAGUGAAUAACACUGAUUAUAUUAUUACAAUGGCACCUGUCAAGGUGUGGGAUAUAUUAGGCAGCAAAUGAACAUUCAGUUCUUGAAUUUCAUGUGUUGGAAGCAGAAAAAAUGGACACUCAGAAAGAUGAUAAGGACCAAAUAGUGAUAGAUAGAGCAUCUCCAAAAUGGCAAAUCUUGUGUGGCGUUCCAGGUUUGCAGUGGUUAGUACCUACCAAAAUUGGUGCAAUGAAGGACAACCGAUCUCAGUGUCAUGACUCCCAAGCUCCUUGAUGCACAUGGAGAGCGAAAGCAAACCCAUCUUAUCCAAUCAUGCGAACAGCUACUGAAGCUCAAAUUGCUGCAAAACUUAAUGCUGGCAAUGAUAGAAAGGUGUUGGAACACACAGUGUUUACCAUGUAUGGGGCUGCCUAGUUGCAGAGCAGUCAGAGUGCACUUGCUGACUCCUGUCCACCAGUGAAAGCACCUUUAAAGGGGUUAUGAGUAUCAGUACUGGCAAAAACUCAAUACUUCUUGAGAUCUUUUUCAGUCUUAGCAUCUGAGAAGCUGAGUCCAGGUUGCUUGAAUACAUGCUUACUUUGAAAAGUACUAGAUGUGAUAACUGUUGUAUUUUAAUUCAAUUCAUUAAUUUGUGAUAGAUUGGAUAGACACCUGAGAUCAUCACCAUCCAAACCGAAAGUUUGAUUCACUACUAUAGAAACAGAAAAUGUUUUAAAGCUUUUUUUUUUUAAAUCAUAAAAUCAGUGUAGAAUAUUGAGAGGUCGAUCCUAUCUCCACACUGAGACUGAAGAACAAGAAAAAACAGGUACAGGGUCACAUUUUGUGAAUUAAUUCAACAUAGAAACAUUAGAAGAAGUUAAAUUUUUUUAGUGAUUUGUAUUUUUAAAAUGUAUUUGUCCUAACUCUUCACUGCUUUAUCAUAGAUCGGAAGGCCUCCUUAUGUAAGAGAGUAUACAGAACAAAUUCGCAGAGGUGGCCAACUGAUGCAGGAAUCAAAGAGUAUUUUGUCUGUAGAUGGGGCUAGAGCGGUGGAUGAAGGAACAUACACUUGCACUGCUCAAAAUUUGCAGGGGACAACAUCUGUAACCACCAGAGUCACUGUAUUCGCACCUGCUACAACCACCAGAGGAUGAAGCCAGGGGUAACAAGCUGAGGCUCGAUAAAUUCCUUGAUAAAAAGAUCAUCUUUCACUCAACAGUUAUGAAAUCCAUUAAAUGGACAUAAAUCAACAUUAGUAUCUUCCUAGGGUUAACCAUCCGUGCAGCUAGUUCCCAGAGAAAUUUGUUAGGCAUCAUUCUUCUGAAAUGAUAGCGUAACAAUACUAAUAAGACCAACCUGCAAACAUCCCAAAGCCUCCAAGGUCCUAUCUGUUGGUAAUUAAUCAUGAAAAAAAAUACUAGCAUACCUGUUUAACAUUAUUUUCCGAACCUAGAACAAUGUGAUAUACAGCAAAUACACAUUCUCUUGUAGCCAUCAGUGGCAUUGCAUGUUUGUGAAUUACAUUUCAUUCAGUAAAACUAACAAGAGCAUCAUGAGGAAUAUAAUUCACAAAUAUCUACAUGCUCAGACUUAGCCACCACUGCUCUAAGGUUUCACUUUUGUGACAUGAAAUCCCUUCAUAGACAUAACUGCUUGAGGACAAGCAAAGUCUAUAAAUAUUAUGGUAUGACAUAUCAGCAGAUGCAAUUUUCACCCAACAUUGGUAACUCCCUGCAGUCCAUUAUUUUACUAAUUUUAAAUGGGAACUAUCACUUUUAUGGAAUUAACACUGCUGAAUAAAACAUUAAAAAUCAUCCAUAACGUAUGUAAACCAUGUUUCUCAAUUUAAUAUUAAGCAAAUAACAUCACAUACCAGAUGGGACAAAGCAAAGCCAGGGCAAACUUAAAUGAAGAGGAGAAAUAGAAACAUUGUUUAAUUUCUUCUCUUGCCUGUAUGAUUAGGUUGUGCUGACUAACAGGUGCAAUGGACAGAGUUUUAACAAUGAUGGGGGUGCCUAGUGGUACAAUAUAAAGGUGUAGAUAAGCUACAUUUAAUUUGGUUUAUCAUGCCUCACAAUGCAUAUUUGUAAAGUAUAGGGAUAACCAAACAUACUAUUAAAAAUCCUUUAAAGGAACAGAAUUUCAUGACUGUUCUUUUAGAUGACUGAAUUUAAUAAAGGGAAACUGUCAUGCAAAAAGUCCCAUUUAAAUGUCAUACUUUUCGUUAUUCACAAUACAGAUUAAGGAACAGCGCACUCAUAAAAAACAUUUCUAAAUUCUUUAAGCCUACUUAAAAUCGCCCAUCUCAUCAAACAAAUGUGGGGAUUCAGUUCCACCAUAUGGCCAUAUUGUGUUAAAGGAGCACUAUAGGGUCAGUGUAUUCCUGACCCUAUAGGGAUAAAACCACCAUGGUCCCCUCAUGCCUCCCUAAAUAUAGUAAAAUCUUACUUGUAUUCAAGUCUGCAGCUGCUUAUUUUGUGCCUGUUUCCUUUAGACCUGCCUGCUGACAUCAGCAGAAGUGGUAGCCUGAUCCAAUCACAAUGCUUCCCCAUAGGAUUGGCUGAGACUGACAAGGAGGCAGAUCAGGGGCAGAGCCAGCAUGAUUCAAACCCAGCCCUGGCCAAUCAGCAUCUCCUCAUAGAGAUGAAUUGAAUCAAUGCAUCUCUAUGAGGAAAGUUUAGUGUCUGCAUGCAGAGGGAGGAGAUACUGAAUGUUUGGAUGCAUUUUAGGCAGUCAUGACCCAGGAAGGAUCUCUAACAGCCAUCUGAGGAGUGGCCAAUGAAGUUAUCACUAGGCUGUAAUGUAAACACUGCAUUUUCUCUGAAAACACACUGUUUACAGCGAAAAGCCUGAAGGUAAUGAUUCUACUCACCAGAAAAAUUCAAUAAGCUGUAGUUGUUCUGGUGACUAUAGUGUCCCUUUAAGCCCACUACCGCUUUACAGUAACCCAAUAUUCAAGAUGUAUGUCCCAUGUGUGCCCCCACACGUGCUAUGUUUUCAACUGCAGGGUUAAAACUAGAGGGACCUGGCACCCAGACUACUUAAUUGAGCUGAAGUGGUCUGGUUGCCUAUAGUGGUCCUUUAAACACCAAAUGAUAUGCUAAAAUAAGCAAGCUGCGACUAUAGCAAAAUAGGACAGUUUUUUUAAAAUCAUGACUUCUUAAAUAUAGUGAAGCUACUGUAUUUGUGUAUAUUCACUUAGCCAACAUUGAUGUUGGCUAGAAUUUUAGCCAACAUCAAUGUAAAGCAGAGCUAUUCUACGAACUAUAGACAUUCUGCAAACAUGACUGUGGUCUGUAGGUGGCAAUAUUGUGCAAGACGUUGUUUGCAGUCAUUGUUCUAUGAAGACACAGGGGAUGGAGGAGAGGGACCUUUUGAAGUUUAUACAAUUUAUUGUAACAUUGCUUUAAUAUAUCUUUUUCUCAAAAAAGUGUGAACAUGUGUUGUGGUUCUUUAGUUUGUAUGUGAUUAAACAAGCCACUUAUUGAAAUGAUGCCUGCAACCAUCUCACCCUUUAUAAUAUAGACCACCUCCAUAUACAACAGAACCCUUUAUUAAUAACUGUUACAUACCUACAAUAGUUUCAAGUACUCCACUUUAUGAUUCUAUUUUGAUUAUGAGACAUGUUUUGAGUAUAGCAGACAUAGAAAAAGGGUAAAGGCAGGGUAACAUUGCUUACAGGCAGCUAGAAAACACAUUUAACAAUGUGGAUGCCCUAUUCAUAGAAUUAUGGUCACACUAAUCAUUGUUAGUCAAAAGGUUUGUUGUAUUUUUAAGUUCCUGAGCUCAAAUUCAAAAUGUCUACCCUGGCUAAGUGCCGCCUGGAACCAUGGUCACAUGGUCCCAUUCGAGCCUAUGGACGGCACAGCCCUGUUAUGUGUAUUUUAUCUGGGCUGACAAAGCUUUUAAUAACGACUGUCAGGGAAUAACGAUGCAAGCACCCAGUUUCAGGAUAAAUAUUCUACAUUUAAUUUUUAUUUUUAAAGCCUCACAAAUGCAUAUUUGUUAAGUAUAGCGAAAUAGAAAUAUACAACCUUAUAAUAAAGCAGCGUGGUGGGCAGUAUCUAUAAAAAAAAUAUAUAAAUCGUACACAGUGUGAUAAAAGGAGAGAGAGAGAGACAGAGAGAGACAGACAGACACAGACACACGCAAGAUGUUUGGUUUAACUCACAAAAUGUAAGUGAAUAUCAGGCCUAUCAUCCUAAAUCAGAAAUUAUCUUCAGAAUAUUAUGGAGUUGAUCUUCUUUAGCACUUGUAAAUAGAAAGAAACCAGAAGAUAGUGCAGAUGAGACUUAAAACAGCAAAUAUUUAUUACAAAUGCACUUACAAAAAAUCCAGAUAAAAACAGCAUAUAUCCACUGCAAGGAGGAGCAACGGAUACAGCACUGCAAGUCCCCAACGUAAAAAUCCAAUGCGUUUCCUCCACUGCACUUCCUCAGGGAUGUAGACUAACUCUUUCAGAAACCUUCGUAUAAAUAUGCUGCCAGAAUAAUAAAAUGUAAUCAACCUGUGGUGUAGAUGCGUUGCGUGCGUGUCACGCUGGAACGCACGUCAGAGUCUGGCAUCACUUCCGGUUCGGCAAUGAAUGUGCUAUGCGUUCCAAGCUGGAACGCAGGAAAAAACUGCCGGUGGGAUCAUGAAACAUACAGCAUACUAAGAAGUGUCCCAUCAUGAAGGGGCAUAAAUCUAGGAUGUACAUAUACUAAAAAAAGCCCUUAUGGGGCAAAAGAAAAACUUGACACCUAUAUAAAAAGGAAUCAUGACAUAUCACACAUGUCAUGUGUCCUUAAGGGGUUAAACAAAUUCUUAUAAAAGGAGGAUCCAGAGAAGAGACCCUCAGUCUUUUUCCUGUCCUUACAGCCCUUAGGAAGGGAGCUUUUUUUUUUUUUUUUUAAGCUCCCUCUAUAAUUUUAAAUACUCUACUACUUUCACCAUUUCUUUUGCAGUGUGCUGUAAAGUGCACAGUGUAUGAUUUAAUUAAUCCCUACAAUCCUCUUUCUAGGUGAUUCCCCUUUUUACCCGGUUUUAUUCUUACCAGGUCAGUCCUGAGACCUUUAGGAGUCUUCCUAACUGCAAUUAGGGUCCCUGGCAUUCCGUCCUCGGUUUUCCCAGGUUGGGAGCUCGGAUAGGACGCCUGCACAUGCGCAAUGCGCUCGGUUCGUUUUGGCGCCAGAAUGCAGUCUGGGUAAGGUCGCGGUGGCCUUCUUUACUAUGUGCAAAAUCCAAAAAUUACAGGUAAUUUGCAGAAAACGCCAGAAACAGGUUAGUAAAUGGCUGGUACUAUUUAAAAGAAGCUGGAACUCGAAGAGGUUGUUGUGGAUUCAGUUAUUUUACAAUUUGAAUUGGAUUAUCUAAAAGAGAAGCUAGAACUCUGGAAUCAUUUCUAUUCUUUGCCACAGGUUUGUGUAUUUCUGAUAUACAUGUAUCCCUUUAUUUUGAUAAUUUGUUUUGUGUAUUCUAAAAGAAUUAUUUUAAAUUCUUUAUUGUAAUAAGCACAUUAUGAGCUCUACUAGUAGGAACCCUUUACCCUGUUCAGCAGAAUCUAGGUGAGUAGGACUCCAUACAUAUUUUAUAUAUAACGUUAAUGAUGUUUUUACUCUCCAUAUACUAACAGUUACUUAUACUACUUUUAGUAAUGGAGAACAGUGUAUAUCAUCUCCCCCACGAAAGAGGAGACAGAAGUCAGACCCCUGUGCAGGAUGUGAUGGGAAGGCAUUGGAAGGCAAACAGCUGUGCUUAAACUGUUUGCAGAAGGUGGCCACUCCAGCAGCCGUAACACCCACUCAGGCACCAGAUAUCCUGACUUGGAUCCGACAGGAGGUGGCUCAGGGCAUCUCAGAGGCCAUGGAGGCAAGUAAUCGGUCCGUGAAAAGACCAAGACAGAGACUGGUAUCCUCAGAAUCAUCUGUCUCAGAAUACCAGGGUUCAGCUGAAGAAUUUCAGGUUCUCGAUCAAAUUUAUUCUAGUGAGAACGAAGAAGAGGUCUUGUCGGAAUAUCUAGGCGCCAAGACGGUGGAUAAACUCAUCCUGAAGGUAAGAAAGACCCUAGAAUUACCAGAAGAUCUUCCUAAACCUGAAGUUUCUGAAAAACAUUUUGCGGAUCUUAGGAAGCAGAAGCCUUCCUUCCCUCUUCACAGAGCCAUUAAGGAGGUGGUUACCGCAGAAUGGGAAAAACCUGAUAAAAAGGUUCCAUUUCAGGGCAGGCUAUCCAGGCUUUACCCUUUGGAGGAGAAAACUUCAAAAAAAUGGACGACACCUCCAAACGUUGAUGCUACCAUCUCUAGGUUUGCUAGGAGAACUAGUCUACCACUGGAUAGUACAGCCUCCUUGCGGGAACCAAUGGAUAAGAGAUUGGAUUCUGAUCUUUCCAAGAUAUAUUCAGCGGGAGGUACUGGAUGCCAUCCAGCUGUUUGUCUUAUGGCGGUGUCCAGAGCCAUGAAAAGUUGGAUAAAAGACCUGGAUACAGAUGUGGAAAGAGGAAUUAAGAGAACAAACCUCAGGGAUUCUAUUUACGACCUUCGGAUAGCUACGGAAUUUGUCGCUCAAGCUGCCCUGGAUAUCACCAGGAUCUUCUCCUGCACCAUGGCCCUCUCGGUAGCAGCUAGGAGAGCUUUAUGGUUGCAUUAUUGGGGUGCGGAUUCCUUUUCCAAGGCCAAUUUAUGUUCCAUACCUUUUGAGGGUGAGCUUCUAUUUGGAAAGACCCUAGAGGAAUCAAUUAAAAAAGCUGCUGAGGGGCAUAAGGUCUUUCUACCCCAGGAGAAAAGAACCAGAAGACCAGGCUCCUCUUGGUCAGAUAAGCG
Molecule: messenger RNA, 26815 nt
Organism: Pelobates cultripes (western spadefoot toad)
Lineage: Eukaryota; Metazoa; Chordata; Amphibia; Anura; Pelobatidae
Source: the annotation of a GenBank genome assembly